AUGUUUGAAGCGGUUAUAGCUGCACUACUAAAAGGUUAUGUUGCUCGUUACGUUGAUAUAAAUGCUGAUCAAUUAUCAGUUCAAUUACUGUAUGGUCGACCGAUUGUUGUGGAAAAUUUAACAUUCAAUAAAACAACACUCAAUAAUGAUAUUCGAAAAAAAUUAAAACUACCAAUCGAAAUCGAAUCUUUACAUGUGGGGAAAAUUCAAUGUUCAUUUUUAUGGAGUUCAUUAUUUUUUCGUUCAUCAUCACCAGCAUUAACAAUUCUAAUAGAACAUGUUCGUGCCAUAAUAAAACCAGUUAUUCUUGAUGAUAACGAAGAUCCACAAGAAGAGUUUACCGAAGAAAAUGAAAUAGUUAAAAAACGAAAUCAUCUAGAUUUAUCUGAACAACAAUUAGAAAAAGAAUUUGAAUAUCUCGGAGAAGUUAAAUCAUCAUCAUGGAGUAUAAGACGUCUAGUACUAUCAUUUUUAGAGAAACUUCAAGUACAAAUCAUUGAUCUGCAUAUUAGCUACGAAAGUUUUACAUCCGAUAAUAUUCCGUAUACAGUUGGAUUAUCAUUUGAUAAUAUUCAAAUAUCAAAUGAAUUAUCAAAUGAAAAUAUGAAUAGGAAAACAUUUCAAGUACAUAAUCUUGCACUUUAUAUUGAUUCAAAUACGAGUAGAAGCGAUGAUUCAUCAGCACAUUCCUAUAUUCUUUUACCAUCAAAUUCAAUAACAAUAUAUUUAACACAUAAUUAUAUACGUUCAGCAUUAAUUAAUCGACAACAACCACGUUAUGAACUUGAAUGGACAUUUAAUGAUUUAAGUUUAAAAUCGAGUGUUGAUCAAAUACGAAUUCUAUCGGAUGUUAUUCGUUUUAUUCACUAUUCGAAUACACAUAGAAAAUUUAUUAACGAUCCCAGUAGACCAACUAAGAAAAUAUCGAAAACUUCUGUUAAACUAUGGUGGCGUUAUAUAACUUUAGUUAUUAUACGAACACAAAAUUAUUUAAAAGUGCCUAUAUCAAAUGAUCAAACACAUACAACAACAAAUUUUUGGUUUAAUUCAGUUUUAUUAAAUAAACGCUUGAAACAAAUAGUAAUAUAUAAACGUUUAUAUCGGUUAUAUCUUGAUAAUAAAUAUUUAAAACGUUCAACAAUUAGUAAUUUUACUCCCGCCGAUCGUUUAAUUUUGAAUGAUAUUGAAAUGGAUUUUGAUCUUGAUUGUUUAACCAGAAUUCGUCGAGUUAUUUUUCGUACGCGUGCUAAUGAACAACUUUCAUUGGCUAAUAAUAAUAAACAACAGUCAACAAAUAUGGAAUCAGCAAGUUCAUGGUAUAUGAGUUAUGCGAACUGGAUUAGUUCAAAAACAGUGGAUUUAUGGAAAACAACAACACCCACAGAUGCCAAUCAAGCAACUGCAAUAUCGACAACACCGAUCAUAUCUUUAAAUGAGAAUGAUGAAAAAUUACAAGAACAAGUUAAUACAUUCAUAGCACAAUCAUUAGAAGAUCAAGAUUUAGCACAAAAUCGUCGAGAUGCUUUAUAUUUACGCUUGAAAUUCCUAGUCAAAUCAGUACAAAUAGAUUUAUUAUCUGACAGUGAUAUAAUGUUUCAUUUUUCAUUGGAUAACGUUUCAGUAUUAAUAGAAUUACGACCAAGACAUCAAUCGUUACUUUUCUAUUUACGAUUAGAUGAUUUAAAUAUAUGUGAUCGUUUUCGAACAGAUGCUUUUUCGAAUAUUGUUUGUCCAAAACAACGACCACACGAAGCAUCGCUUGGUUCACAACGUGCUCCCGUGAUUGAAGUUUCCUAUGAAACCAAUCCUCGAUCACAAAAACCAAAAGAAAAACGUCUUUCAUUUUCUCUUGCUGUUCGUAGUCGUGGCCUUUGUUUUGUUUGUUGUCCAAUAUCUUUUGAACGUUUACGUGAUUUUUUCGCCUCGGCGUUUAUUGAACCCUCUUCAACUCCAUUAUCAUCAUCAUCAUCAUCAAUUUUUCAACAUUGGACACACUUAAAAGAUCGUACAGCAAAACAAUUAAAGUCUGCAUUUGAACAAAUAUUUUCUCAAACACCAACGAAAAUGACGUCGUCAAAUGUAAAAAAUAUUAAACAAGGUCAACGGCGCCAUAAAAAGAAAUUCGAUAUUUAUCUUGAUAUUUGUGCACCACAAAUGAUUGUUCCUCAAUCAUCCGAUCGUGCACUCAUUAUGGAUUUUGGUUAUUUAACUUUUAUCAAUGAUGAAUAUAAAAAAUCUUCAUGUCCAUUAAAAAAUUGUAAUAUGCAUACCAAUGAUUCGCUUGCUCCAUUAUCAAUCAAUACUUUUUUUCAACAACGUCCUUAUUUUUUCAAUGAACAGAAUCCUUCGACACCAGUUGAAGAUGAUGAUGAAGAAUUUGUUACACCAGAUAGCUCGCCAACAGCAACUGAUAAUCCUCUUGAAUUAGAAACAACAAACUAUCCAAUUAAUAACGUUCAUCGAGAACAGAGUAUAUCGCCAACACAUGCCGAUGAAAAUCUUAUCUAUACACCAUUUUCAUUAUCACUAUGCGAUAUGCAAUUAGGUUAUUUAACAUAUUCAAAUAAUCAAUCGAAAAAUAAUUUAUCAUCGGUUAUUGAAAAAUUUGGUUUUUGCUUUUUAAUUCAAUAUCGUACAAUACAAACAUUUGAUUUUCUAUGGCCACUAAUAAAAGUAUCUGGCACAUUGCCAAAGAUCAUCAUACAUCUUGAUCCAUCUCGUAUUGAAACUCUAUGUGGCACAAUAAAUAAUUGGGGUUCAUUUAUUGAAAAUUUAACAUCAACCAUUGUCUCAAAUAAAUCCGAUAUAAAAAAUAAUCAAACCACAAUUGAUGAUUUGACUCCACGUUUAGCAUUGAGCUUUUCUAUUAAUGAAAUAAGUGUACAAUUAAGUGAUGAUUCACGUGCACUAUCUGAAGUUCGAAUACAAAAUAUUGAUUUAACAUUAAUAAAUCAUGUUAAUUCAAAUAUUUUAUCAUUUAGCGUUCACACAUUAAUGAUUGUUGAUGCAAUACAAAAUCAUGGAAAAGAUUAUGAAUUAUUAUUAACAAGUAAUCGUGCGUUAGACAUAAAUACGCAAACUGGUACAUUGUAUGAAUCACAUACAAUCUCAUCAGAUAUCGAGAAUGAAUAUUUAAUACGUAUUAAUAUUCAAUCAUUAAAUGAUGUCGCUAAAAAUGAGAACUGUUUAAAAGUUGAUAUACAUGUUAAUAAAUUACAUUUUGUUUUUAAUCCUGAAACAUUAUCAAUAUUAAUAAAUUUUAUUGUUAAUAUUAUUUAUUCAAUGAAAACAAUUCUACGACAAAAUUAUAGUGAAGAAAACAAAGUGGCAUCAAUUGUGAAGAAGAAUAAUAGAACUAAAUUUCAGAUAAAUAGUGAAUUUCAAGAAUUAAGUAUAUUAUGUACGAAUGUUUUGACGAAAAAAUUAUCGGACAAUAGAUUUAUUGGAAGUAAACUAGAGAAAAUCGCUGCAGCAACUAUUAAACAAGCAUCAUUGAAUAUUUUUAUUGAGCCAUCAACAAUGAUCGAAGCAGAAAUAUGUUCAUUGCAAAUAUUUAAUCUUCUACCUGAUUCAUUAUCAUUAACUUACACGGAAGAGUCAAGUGCGAUUGUCAAUCUUGGUAUCGAUGACAAAAGUAUCGAUCAUAAUGAAGCUUUGCCAAGUAAAGCAUUUCAUCUUUUAUAUAGGCAACAAAAAGAUGCCAAUAGUAAUAAUAAAAUUGAAGAUUUACUCAUUGAAAUGGCAUCAGUUUGUUAUACACAUUCACCCAAAAUUCUUUAUAAGAUUGAAAAAAUUUUUGAUUAUAUGGCUGAACAUUGCCAUUCGACUGCAGCAAUCGAAAUGGAAAAAAUGAAAAAAAAUGUAAUCAAACAAGGAUCUAUGUUACUUAAUCAAUAUGUGCUUUCAACAGAAUCUGUUCUGGAAACCGAAAAACCAGCACCUCAAUUAAAUUUAAAUAUCAUUCUUGCUACUCCAAUUCUUAUCUUUCGACCUCAAUCGAAACUAAACUUUACAAAUAAUCGGCUUGUUUUUCAUCUUGGCGAUAUACAUAUUGAAAAUUCAGAAAAUCAUGCAUCGAACUAUGAAAUUAAAAUCAAUGAUCUACAUUUCUUUUCUAUUGAUCUUGAACACGAAUUUCGUCAUAAUCAAGGAAUAAAUUUAUUGAAAAUGUAUAAAAAUCCUCAUUUAACACUACCUAUACUCGAUAACUUAUCAAUACAUCUUAAUCUCAAUUUAACUGAUACGUCAACAACAAUUGAUUCAAAAUUAGUUUCAUCAGUUCAGAUGUUUCUUGGUAAACAACAGAUAACACUAUUGCAAAAUAUAAUUAGUUCAUUAACGUAUAAUGAAAACGAUGAAAUGAAUGAAAUGGACGCAUCAAUUACAAAUCUAUCUGAUGAUGAUUCACUAUUAUUAUUCGAUGAAGGAGAAAAUGCAUUCCCAUUAAAUGAAAAAUCGUUGCAAACAAAAUUUAAAACAUUCGCAAUACAUUUUCAACUACCAGAAUUAACUAUUGUCUUUCUCGCUGAUCUAAAUUUAAAACCAACUAAAGUAUGUGAAGCUGUAUUUGGACAAUUUCAAAUGUCUAUUGAACAGCAACAUCGAUUUUGUAAAAAUAUUUCACUGCGUCUUAAUUCGCUUCAUAUUAAUGAUUAUUUAAUUAAAUCUGAUCAAUGUCUUUUUUCAACACGUUGUCGAAAAACUUCAACAUCAAUUAGCUUUUCAACUGGUCACAGAAUUUCAUCGUCAUUUCCUAGAGAAAACUAUCAAAUGCAUCAAAGUUUUUCUUCGAAUUCAGUACCAACAUAUAUGGUUACGAAUGAAAGUUCAACUUGGACAUUAAAGUCAUUAUCAUCAUCGUCAUCGGCAACUUCACUGACAGCAAAUCCAUUAGCGCCAUCAGCAUUUAUUGAUAUAAAUAUUACAGUGAUGGAUAAAAGACAUGAAUUAUUUGAUGGAUUUUGUAUUAAAGCUGAUGCGCAAUUUGGAGAAGUUGAUAUUAAAUUUAUUAUUUCAACAUGGGUUAUGUUAUUUGAUAUUAUUGGUUUGAUUGGAGGAGGAUCUGCGCCUGCAUUGGCAGACAAUCGAGAAAGUAAAGAAUUUAAACCAACAUCCGACACGGAUUUUAUGCAGAUAAAUAUUCAAGUCGACGCAGUAUCAUGUUUACUUCAAGAUAAUGAUAUACCUCCCAUACGCAUUUCUUUGCAACGUUUUGAUUGUCAAAUUCAAAAUUUUCUUACAAUCGAAAAAGCAUUGAAAACUCUUAAGAUUCAUGGUAAACUUGGAUCUGUAUCCAUCUAUGAUUUAUCCUCAUUUGGUCAAUUGUAUGCAGAACGUUUUUGUACAAGCGGUACCAAUGCUCUUGUAUUUGCAUAUACAAAACAAGAAGAUCUUAUUCCAAUAACCCCAUCAAAUUUUCCAUCGCGUUUACAACUUUAUUUACGUAUGACAUCUGUGCAAUAUAUUCAUACUCAACGUUUUCUAAUGGAUCUUAUACAUUUUUUUGAUCGUUUUCAUCAUGCUCAAGAAUGUUAUAAUCGAAUACGAUCAGCUGCUGCCGGUCAAAGUAUAUCUUGUUCAGCAGGGCGAUCAACUGGUGUUGAACUUGAUAUUGAAGCUGAAAGUCCUAUACUUAUUCUACCUGAAUAUGCUUUAAAUAAACGUGUUAUUAUUCUUCAUCUUGGUAAUAUAAUAAUAAAAAAUCGUUUUCUUGUUGAAAACGAACCGGGCACAUUAAGUUCAAUUAUGAAUAAACCAAAAGUUUCAACAUGUUUACUUGAUGUUAUAUCCAUACAAUUUCAAGAUACACUACUUUAUUCAGCUGUUUAUUCGAAAUCAGAUUCAAAUACACAAUUAACUGUAAAAUUCUCAGAUUUCGGUUUUCAUACAAUACAAAAUGAUCUGUCGUCGAUGUUACGCGAACGUUGUUAUUUAAAUAUUCAUGUUGAACGUAAUCUUGAUAAUUCACUAAGUCAUGCAUCACCAACAUAUAGUGUUAAAGCUGAUUUAUCUUCAGUAGAUAUACUUCUUGAUACAUAUCAAUAUUCUCUCAUACGUGGUAUACUUGCAUAUAAUAUAGGUGAACCGUUAGAACAACCAACACGAUUAGCUAUGAUGAACGAUGAUCCACUAUGUGUAUCAACAAUUUUAACGGGCGAUGUCUAUCUUGAUCUGUUAUUUAUUGUACAAAUGGAUAAUGUCGGCUUUGAAAUAUUUACACCGCAGGAAUCCAAGCGUAAUUCGCUAGGCUAUUGUGCAUUUAUAAAAUCGUAUUUUUCAUUUGAAAAAUGUUCAAAUAAUAAUCAAGUACUUGAUUUAACAUGUUCAUCAAUUAAAUUAAAUGACACAAGAACGGAAAAUAAUAACAGCAAUGAAUUUCGUGAUAUACUGACAUCAUCAUCAUCGAUGUCAACAAGUGAAAGUAAUAUGCAAUUAGAAAUACAUUUAUUAACAACAAAAACUGAUGAUAAAUAUACAAUUGUAUUAAAUCAUACAAGAGUAUUAUUCAUUGUUGAUUGGUUACUUAAAUUAAAUGAUUUUCUUAGUUCAUUUCAACAAAUUCCAAUGCAAUCAAAUUCAUCAACAUCAUCGACAUCGAUGAUAGUUCAAGCAAAAAAAAGAUUUGAAAUGCGUUUAAAUUUUAAUCAAUCCGAACUAGUUCUUGUUCAAACAACCAAUAAUCAACAGUCGAAUGCACUUGUUCUAAGUGGUAUUAUGACUUUAACCUACCGAGAAACAAUGCGUCAACGUCCAUUAGAGUGCAAUCUAUUUAAUGUGACUUUAUUUUCAUGCCAAAUGAAUAAUAUACAAUCUACAGCUGUAUCAAUUAUUGAACCGAUUAAUAUAACAUUUAAUAUACAUUUAACAGACGAAAAAGAUCAACACGUAUUUGAAGUUAAUUUACCACAAUUAUUUAUCCGUCUAUCAUAUUCCGAUGUUAAGCUAAUGUUAUAUAUGUUUCAAUCAAUAAAAAAUCAAAUCGAUCAAGCGCAAACACGUGAUAUUAUACCUAAAUAUCAAAUAAAUCAGCCAGUAAAACGUCCAUCAGUAGAUAGUGAAUUUUCAAUCGAACCUUCUUUCGACGAUUCAUAUACUGAUUUACGUAUUCGUUCAACUACAAUGCCAUUAAAUCAAGAAAAACCAAUGUCUACAGAAGAAAUCGAUAAUGAAAAACAAUCAAAAUUAUUUUUAAAUGUUCACUCAAUGAAAUUUUCAUGUGAACAAAUAAGUCUUUGUUUAAUUGAUGAUUGUCUUAAUGCAAAUAUUCCAUUAUUAAAUUUAAAUUUUGCAUCAAUUAAAUUAAAUAUAAUCGAAUAUGGAACACAUCGUAUACAACAAGCAGAUUGUCAAGUAAAUAUUGAUUAUUAUAAUCGUUUGUUAUCUGGUUAUGAGCCGUUUAUUGAAGUAUGGCCGUUACAAAUGACAUUAAAAAAUUCGACUACUACAAAAUCAUUGUCUAUUUCUUCGAAUCAUCUAUUAAAUAUAAAUUAUACAAAUACGAUGCAUCAACUAUUUGACUUAGUUAAAAAUAAUUGGCUUGAAGAUUUCAAUAGUUCAAAUGAUAUUAAUAAAGAAGCAAUGUAUUUUCGUCGACCAAAACCAUUUGAACCUUAUUGCUUUCAAAAUCUUAUUGGACAACGUGUUAAAUUUCGUACAUGGCUAUCUUCACAACAACGUUUUGAUUUAAAUGAUCAUAUGGUUGAAUAUAAUGAAACAAAAUCAUUUAUAUUUCCCAGUGAAGCAUUGACAGCAAAAAAGAAUAUGUAUAAUAAAGAUUUUCAAUCAUCAUCAUCAUCAUCAUCAUCAUCAUCAUCAUCAUCUUCAGAUCGACGUUUAUUAAUAUUAAUUGAAGGCUGGGACUGGUUGCAACCUAUAUCAAUUGAUCGUGUGGGAACAUUUUUUCGACUUGCUAAACCUACAGGUGAUCGAUUACAAAAAACUAUGCUGGUUUUUAUUGAUGUUACAAUGACAGAUAGUUCAAUGCGUUUAAUAACAAUUCGAUCACCGAUUGAAAUACGCAAUCAAUUGUUAACACCAAUUGAUAUUCGAUUAAAAUGUGGAUCUGGUUCAUUACAUGAUAUACGUUUAGAACCGAAUGAAACUCGUUCAUUGCCAUUACAAUUCUGCCCAACAUUAAGACAAUUUCAAGUACGACCAGCCGAUUUUACAUUUAAUUAUUGUGGUGAACCUAUUAAUUGGAUGGAAAUUGCAAAUGAAAAAAGACGAAGAAGGCAACAAGACCAUGAAAGUGAUGAGAAUAGUGCAGCAACGGAAACGGAUUCAUUACAACGUCAUCGUGAUAUAAAUUCAACAGAUCGUCGAUCGUUUUUCCGUACCUGUACAAUGGUUGGAGAUAAUACGCUUCAUUUUGUGUGUAUACAAUCAAAGCGAACCCGUCUAUUAGCAUAUAAAGAUGACAUUCUAUCAUCCUAUCAAAUAUCAAUACUGCCACCAUUAAUAAUUAAUAAUUUACUUCCAUGUGAUUUAUUUUUUCAAAUAUAUUCAUACCCACAAAAAGUUCGACUUAAUCCCUACAAAUCACAUCGUGAACAUGCAUUAGAUAUUUGUCAAGCGAUUGAUAUUACUUUUGCAACAGAUCUUUUUCGUAUGACGAAACCAUUACGUGUACCAUCGAUAAAUGAUUUAAAUCUUAUGAGAUAUCAUCGUCAAAGUGUAGGCUUUUAUGAUAGCAUUGAUCGAUUGUUAUUAGUUGAUGUUACUAUUGUCUGUUCGAUUCGGCAUCGUCUUAAAAUAUCAGUUUCUGUACCAUAUGUUUUACUUAAUAAGAGCGGCAUUCCAUUAAUUUUUAAACAAGAAGGUUCAGUAAAUGAAGUCGCUGGUCAAAGUCACGAACAUGAAUUAGCUCGAAAUCGUGAGCCACUGUUGUUUUCAUUUAGUGAUCAAGAAGCUUUUCAUGCGUGCGUUAUGAAAGUUGGUUCAGGUUUACAUGAAAAUGAUGACGGCCGUCCUGUAUGGUCACAGCGUUUUAGUUUAGAACAUGGUUCAAGUUAUCGUCAAUUAUAUGUUCGUUCUCCGCAUGGUUCACCGGAUUGGAUUUACUAUAUUGGCAUUGAUGUUCGUCAAGGCAAAGGACGUUUACGUCGAACUAAUUUCAUAUUUCUUAGUACACGGUAUAUGAUCAGUAAUCAAUGUUCAUAUGAUUUAUCCAUUGCUCAACGGCACAUUGUUCGAGCUAUGUUACAAACUGGAGAUCAUAGUGAUUUAGAACAAAAUUGUUUACAUGUAUUACAACAUUCUAAUGUUGCUUAUCAUUGGCCGAGAAGUGAUCUCGAUCAAUUGCUGUGUGUUCGCGUUAUUAAUAAUCGUCAAUAUAAACAUGUUUAUUGGUCCGGUGGUAUUCUUAUUAAUCGUGUUAAUGCAUUUCAUAUUAAUUUAAGAUAUGACAAUAAUCAAUGUUUAAUAUUAAGAGUACAAGUAAUUGAACGUGGCGGUACAUUUUUUGUUGUUUUUAUGGAUUCAAAUCAAAUGCCAGCACCUCUUCGUGUUAAAAAUCUAUCGGAUGUUCCUAUACAAUUUUAUCAAAGUGAUACACGUGAAGAAUUGACGUACUUACGUGCAUUUAUUCAACCACAUCAAUCAAUAGAUUAUGCAUGGGAUGAACCAACACUUCAGCAAACCAUAACAUGUUCUAUUGUUGGUGGUACAAAAGAAACUUAUGAUUUAAAAAAACUUGGUCACGGAGAAAAUUUAUGUUAUGAAAAUCAUAUAUGUUUAGCAUUUGAGCAAACUUUUACGGAAGGAAACACAGCACAAUAUCAAUCGAAACAUUUAUUACACAAGUCUAAAUCUAUGAAUGAUCGAAAUACAUUUCCUUUAUUCAAUCAACAACAACUUGUUAUUGAUUAUAUUGAAAAUAAAUUAGUACUUGCACAACGUGAAGAAAAUAAACGUUCACAAUUAUGGCGUAUGACAAGCAGUGGUCUAUUGGUGCAUACAGGUUCAUCGUCACCACGCGAUUGGAGUAAUAAAAAUGAAGUAUGUGAUGAUAUUCGAAGUUCAUAUGUCUUAGACAUUGAAGAGACUCCUACGGCAAAUUUAAAAAACGUUCAUUCAAUGACACGCUUUACACGUUUAACUGUUCGACGACAUGAUUAUAAACGAACGUUGACACAAACAUGGAGAUUUCAUGAUGAUGGUUAUCUAUGUAUGGGAGAAACACAAAUGUGUAUACAAGUAUUUGGUGAAUUAAAAGAAAAAAGUGAAGUCGUACUUGGACCACGUCAUUUCAAUGAACACGGUAUCAUGCUGUCGCCAUUACCCACAAUGAAUAUUCGACCACAUCGACGUUUACAAGGCUCAGGGCUCUUGUCUGUACGAACAUAUGCCGAUGGACCAACACGUAUACUUGAAAUAGCAAAUGUUAAAACAAAUAAUGCAUUAAAUACUCUUAAAUCAGAAGCAUUAGCCUUAGCAGCAGCAUCAAGUUCAAUAACUAAAAUAGAUAAUGUACCAUUGAUGAGUUAUAGUUUUGAUCUUCGUCUUGAAUGUGGCAUUGGUAUAUCAAUAAUUAGUUCUAUAGGUCAUGAAUCUGAAGAACUCGUUUUCAUGAUAUUCAAUGAUAUUAGUCUUGCCUAUAAGGACGACAAAAAUGAACAGUCCAUUGAAGCUACUAUUGGUACAAUAGUUAUUUCGAAUCAAUUAUUAAUGACAACAACACCGUGUCUAUUGUAUGCAACUUAUAGUGACGAAUCAUUUUUACAGUCGGCACUUCGUUUACAAGCAAGUCUACAAAAACCAAGUGCAAACUAUAAACAAUUGUAUAUAUUUCAUUAUCUAUUCAUUGGCUUAAAUGGAGUGACAAUUCAAAUUGAUGAAAUUCUUCUAUGGAAAUUAUUGGAGUUUUUUAAAAUUGACUUUACUGUAUCAUCAAAUAAAAAAGCAGGAAAAAAUGAUGAUCAAACAUAUGAUUUAGAUGAAGGUGAAUACGAUACUCAACGUCUGUUAUCAUUAUUAACGUCCACACAAGCAACAAGAAUUUAUUUUUAUGAAGUAUCAAUUAUAUCAAUUGAUCUUGAUUUAAGUGUUAAUUGUGCUACUUCACGUUCACUGCCAGCACAUUUAUCAACUAUAAAACGCCAUGCUCCAUUUCCACUGAUACGCUUCGAAAAUGCUCCUAUACAUUUAAAAUCAUACGAUCAAACGCAUGUAUUUAAUACAUAUGAUUUCUUUUUACUUGCACUUACAACACAUUAUGUCGAUGAACUUAAGCGACAAGCAUUUAAAAUUUUAGGUAGUGUUGAUUUUCUAGGUAAUCCAUUGGGAUUAUUCAACGACGUUACUGAUGGCUUGGCAAGUUUUGUUGAUCAUGGUAGUGUUAGUGGUUUAGUUAAAAGUGUUGCACAUGGUGUAGCUGAUUCAACAUCGAAAUUUACAGGUACACUUUCAUAUGGACUUGGAAAGCUUGCUUCAGAUGAAGAACAUGAUGAUAUGCGUGAGGCUAUUGCAAACAGUUAUCGUGGUUCAUCGAUAGGUCAUGUUAUUGGUGGAACAGUAGGUUUGGCAGCUGGAUUUAUUGGUGGCUUAACAUCAAUUAUUACACAGCCAUACAAAAGUGUUGUCGAAGAUGGUGUCGGUGGUUUAAUGAAGGGUGUUGCAAAAGGUAUUGUUGGAACAGUCAGUAAACCAGUGGUUGGCAUACUUGAUUUUGCAAAUGGUUUGGCAAUGGCAGUUAAAGAAGGUGCACGCUCAUCGAAUACAAUAACAAAAAGUCGUAUAAGAACAACGCGAUGCCCAACAAAUAUUUAUGGACUUCUUCAACCAUAUUCAGCAUUUGAUGCUAAUGGUCAAUGUUUAUUAUAUCAAAUGAAUAAAGGAGAUUUAACCGAACGGUAUAUUACACGAAUAACUGUUUCACAAAAACCUGCUAAUGCGGUAUCGAGAAGGAGAUUAGACAAUGUUAAUGAUGAUGAAUAUGCAGCUGAUCAACGAAAUUGUUUCAUGCAUGCAAUGAUUACAUCGCAACGUGUGAUCAUCUAUCGAACAGAAACUAAUCAAGAUGAAACUGAUUAUGAAAUAACUGAAGUUUACGACUUUAGUGCCGUAUCAAAUGUUGUUGUCAUAGACGAUGAUAGCCGUCGACCAUACGUAGAAUUCGUUCAUAGUCAAUCUAAACGUACGGAUAAAAUGAGACCAACGACAACAACGACAAUGAUGACAGCAGCAACAUCAACAACAGCUAAAAAUGGUGGAAAACAAUAUCAACAUUCUCUACUACGGUGUGACUUCCAUGAUCGAGCGAUCCGAUUAGCUCGUGAUAUUCAACGAGCAAGAGCAAUUUUUGAAGAAGAAAAAUUUACGUACAUUCCACCAGACGAUGAAGACGAUGAUGAUGACGAUGAUAUUCCAAAUGAACCACAGCUAAAUGAAACAGUACAGAUGACUUAA
Messenger RNA from Rotaria socialis, 12405 nucleotides. NCBI's taxonomy places the organism in Eukaryota, Metazoa, Rotifera, Eurotatoria, Philodinida, Philodinidae. The record is from the annotation of a GenBank genome assembly.